Molecule: messenger RNA, 3289 nt
Organism: Macaca mulatta (Rhesus monkey)
Lineage: Eukaryota; Metazoa; Chordata; Mammalia; Primates; Cercopithecidae
Source: RefSeq, a predicted model, not a curated record
GCAGAACCAUUCUCCGGAGAUGGAGAGGGGAGAAGAAGUCUUUCGCUCCCAUCCCAACUCGGAGCCAUCCGGAACUUGCACUCGCCCUUCUUGCCCUCCUUUUCUUACUGUGCUCUGUUCCGUCACCACUAGCUCCUCUCCCGCGCGGCUCUGAGUCCCGCUUGCCACUAGUUGCUUCUCGGCAGCCCCCACCCCUACGCGUGGUCCGGCCCGGCGGCUGGCGCAGGUUAUAAAGGUCCCGCCGCUGCAGCUGACAGCGGACUCAAGAUGCGCCCCAAGGUGUCCGGGAGGGGUUGCGCUGGGAGCCGGCCGGGACCCGGACUCGGACCCGGACCCGGGGACCCAGCAGCACUCACCUGUGCGCCCUCAGCCAGUCCCGCUCUGGAGCCCUCUGCGCAGCCGCAGGCACGAGGCACUGGACAGAGAGCAGGAUCCCGAGCUGCCUCUGGAUCCCAAGUCCUCUCGGAAGCCGGCACCGGAGCUCGCCCGGCCUCCGAGGCUGGAGUCAGCGGAGCCCGGCGCCUGUCUGCAUUCUCGGCCAUCCAAGGGGAUGUCCGGUCUGUGCCCAACAAUUCGGACGCGCCGUGGGCCCGCUUCGUAUUCCAAGGGCCGUUUGGUUCCCGGGCCACUGGCCUGGGGACUGGAAAGGCAGCGGGCAUCUGGAAGACACCAGCCGCCUACUUUGGCCGGCGACCCGGGGUGUCCGGCCCUGAGCGCGUCGCCUUUAUUCGGGAGCUGGAGGAAGCACUGUGUCCUAACCUACAUCCGCCAGUCAAAAAGAUUAACCAGGAAGACGUCAAAGUGAUGUUAUAUUUGCUGGAGGAGAGAGAGAGGGACCUGAACACUGCAGCUCGCAUCGGCCAGUCCCUGGUGAAACAGAACAGUGUUUUGAUGGAGGAGAACAGCAAACUGGAAGCCCUGCUUUGCUCAGCCAAGGAGGAGAUUUUACACCUCAGACACCAGGUGAACUUGCGGGAUGACUUCCUCCAGCUCUACUCAGAUUCAGAUGAGGAGGAAGAGGAGGAGGCAGAGGAAGACCAGCAGCGUGCUCAUCCCUGUGAUGCCCCCAAGCUGUGAGAUUUCGCGGAGGCAUUGCUGCACCAGCACCACUGCCCACAGCUGGAAGCCUUGCAGGAGCAGCUGAGGCUGCUGGAAGAGGAGAAUCAUCAGCUGAGAGAAGAGGCCUCUCGACUUGACACCCUUGAGGAUGAGGAACAGAUGCUCAUUCUGGAAUGUGUGGAGCAGUUUUACCUGACCUUCCUUCCUGCUGGGUUCUGCAACUCCCUGAAUGGCCCCACUGGUCCCCAGGCUGCUAGAGAGACUCUUCCUGGUUUCCAGGAGACCCUGACUGAGGAGCUCAGAACGUCUCUAAGGAGGAUGAUCUCAGACCCUGUGUAUUUUAUGGAAAGGAAGUAUGAGAUGCCCAGAGGGGACACAUCCAGCCUAAGGUAUGAUUUUUGCAACAGUGAGGAUGGAGAGCAGGUGUAGGGGUUUGAGGCUGAGGAAGGGUUGAUGCUGGCAGCAGAUAUUAUGCCGGGGGAAGAUUUCACGCCUGCAGAGAAGUUGGUGCCCGAGGAGGAGCUGGGGACUGCCGAAAAGGUGCCGGCUGAGGAAGGGGUGAUGGAAGAGGCAGAGCUGGUGUCGGAGGAGACUGAGGGCUGGGAGGAGGUGGAACCGGAGCUAGAUGAGGCAACGCAGAUGAACAUGGUGACGUCAGCCCUGGAGGCCAGUGGCUUGGGCCCUUCACACCUGGACAUGAAGUAUGUCCUCCAGCAGCAGGCCAACUGGCAGGAUGCCUAUUACAGACGGCAGCUGAGGCGGAAGAUGUUCCAGAAAGGUGAGUGCCCCCAUGGGGACCUCCCUGCCACCAGCCGGACAAGCUGCAGAUCCUCGUGCCGAUGAAAAGAGAGGGUGGAUAAGCUCCCCGAGUGCUCACCUACCCCAGCCUGGCCCAUGCUGAUUUGCAUGGACUUUGCAUAUCGUUUGCAUAGGCAUAUCCGAUCCCCUUCAGUGGGAACUGUAGAGCCAGUGCUCAUUUAUGUGGCAUUUGCUUAGGAUUUCAGAUCUCUAUCCACUUUUCUCCUGGGGGCUGGGCUGGGGGUCAGGACUGGGAUUGUGCCCCCACACUGCGCCUCAGCUUCCUGUCUCCGCCUGCCUGCUUCUCCUGCCCCCUACCCCUGCCUCCUCUGUCCCCCAGGCUCUCCAACCCUGCAGCAGUGGCAGCAGCAGUCAAAAUAAGCACGGGGGUGGGAUUGUGGAGCUGCCCAGGGGCUGACCCAGGCUGGAGGACAGGCCCAGCUACCGUCCCAGGGCCUGGGAGGAAGAGGGGCCUUCUGGGGCUGCCCAGGCUACGGGGACAAAGGCCUCCACCAGCAAGGGCCACAGUUGGACCAGUCCCCUAGUUGUCCAGACCCCUGCCUACCGCCCAGGCCAGGCCUAUGGUCUUCAAUGCCCUGGUUCACAUCCACCUGCUUCUCCUUCCAGGCUUUGCUGUUCCCCAGCAGCCUGCAGAGGCCCCACAGACAGCUUGAGGCCCCUCCUUCUGCCUGGCCAAGCCCACACCCCCAGACCCUCCUUCCCAUCCUCUGAAAUGGGACCCUGUGUCUGUCACCAGCCCACCCUCUGUGUUCAUGAACCUGGGCUGGAGUUUGGGGACCUGGGCCUCCACCCUCUUCAGGGACAGGCGGUAGGAACCCCGGCUGUCGCUCUGUAGCUGGUACAAAAGCUGUGGCUGCCAGGCUUGGGUCACAUGGCAGCCCAGGGGAGGCCCACUGGCUACCAGACCCAGCCCUGAGUGGGGAAUGGCCCAGCUUCCACGGGUAGGGAGUUGUGAGGCCCCUCACCCCUUGAUGCCCAGGCUAGCGGUGGCCACCCCAGUUCUUGUUGACUUGAGGGACCUGGCCGUCUUCCCUGUUCUUCAUCCUUCUUGGUCCCUAUUUACUGUUUGUAACCACAAGUGUCUCUAUGUGUGGGUGGGUGAGGGCCCCUCUGCCCAGUGGUGUGUCUCCUCUCCCUCCCUGCCCUCCCUCUUCUGCCAGUGGCCUGGGGGUGUCCAGGCUCCCACCCGUGGCCCAGCCCCUCUCCCCUCCCUGUUGAUUCCCCCCUCCCUGUCCCGGCUUCCUCUUCCAUGGUCCACCCUCUUCCACACCUUUGUUCCUCAAUAGCAGGGGGCUGGGACUCAGGCCUCCUGCGGGUGCCUGCCCCGCUCCACGCGGCGCCUCUCAGCCUCCUAUUGCUUGUCAGCCUGUGUGCAAGCGGUGCAGGAAAUAAAGGAUCUAUGCGCUCCUGG